Molecule: messenger RNA, 2370 nt
Organism: Trematomus bernacchii (emerald rockcod)
Lineage: Eukaryota; Metazoa; Chordata; Actinopteri; Perciformes; Nototheniidae
Gene: phactr3a
Product: phosphatase and actin regulator 3a
Exons: 13
Coding region: 115-1800 (561 amino acids)
Biological process (GO): actin cytoskeleton organization
Molecular function (GO): actin binding
Source: RefSeq, a predicted model, not a curated record
GCGGCGGUUGUCGGAGCGAAUUAAAUCUGUACUCGCUCGCUGCUUUCCUCCUGACCUUGCCUGCCUCUGGUUGGGUUUUCAAUAUUUUAUUCAGGAUUCCAGUGCUGUCUCCCCAUGGCUACAUCGGAUGGACUAGACGGCUGUCUGAAUCGAGGCAGAUCUCAAAGUGACCCGAACAUACUCACCGAACCGGGCAUCGAUUUGGCUCAUGGCACAGUAGAGUUGGUGGACCAGCAGAGGGUGCUGAGGGGCGGCUGUCUGGUGAGCGGGGUCCACACUCCACCCAUCCGCCGUAACAGCAAGCUGGCCACCCUGGGGCGCAUCUUCAAGCCCUGGAAGUGGAGGAAAAAGAAAAAUGAGAAGCUCAAGCAAAGUUCCACAGAUGUAGCAUUAUCAAGCAAUCUUCUAUGCCACGACCCCUGCUCCCCCCCCCAGGGCUGCUGCUCAGACGGUGCAGUCCGGCUUGGAGGGUUCGGGGGGUCUUUGACCUCAAACCUCACAGUCAGCAGUGUGGAAUACCUCUGUCCUGAGGAGGAGCUUCCCCCACCAGCAGUCGCCCCUCCUCAGGACUGUGAACAGGAGGAGGACAAUGUACUACUACCGGAUGAGGAGGGGGGCGAGGAGCUGCACCCUGCCGGGGAUUUACCUGAGGGGCUGCAGGACGUGGGCGAGCAGACGGAAGAAAGGACAGAGGAAGAGACUCCUACAGGAACGUCCCCACCACAAGUACCUCCAAAACCAUUUCACCAGCUGAGUCCAGGCGAUGAUUCAGGCCCUGCGUCGCUCCCCACCCACCUGCCCAACUCCUACCUCCCCAAGGAGCCUCCGCCCAGGGCCACAGAGAGCAUGGUCUCAAUGACCCUGCCGCUACGAGGCCACCUAGCCAACAGCUCAGGGUCGCCACAUAUAGGCAAUAUGAUGCAUCCUCCCAUGCCUCCUAGCUGCAUUAUGGAGGAGCUGCAGAGAGCCUUUGCUUCCAAGAACAGACAGGAGAGGCAUGUGAGAAAAACAAAGUUUUCUACAAGAAUUCCAGGUGACACAGGUGUCCAUGAAGGGUGUGAGCAGGCCUCACCCCCCAGGCUGUGGUGCUCAGACGGACGGCUCUCUCGCUCCUGCAGCUCUGAGAACCAGCGCACUUUAACCUUCGGGGGCUGUGUGGGAGGAGGAAGAGGGUCCGACUGGCCCAAGAAGGAGGCGGAGGAGAAUAAGGAGAACAUGCGGCUGGACCAGUGCUUCUCCAACACCUCAGGCCUCCCCAACGACCUGGAAGAAUGGAAUGACUCCGUAAUCUCUGGCACACUUCCUCGCAGGCUAAGGAAGGAGUUGCUGGCUGUCAAACUACGAAACAGGCCCAGCAAGCAGGAGUUGGAAGACAGGAACAUCUUCCCAGCCAGGAGCGACCAGGAGCGCCAGGAAAUUCGCCAGCAGAUUGAGAUGAAACUAGCCAAGAGGCUGAGCCAGAGACCGAAUGUGGAGGAGCUGGAGGGUCGAAACAUCCUGAAACAGAGGAACGACCAGACAGAGCAAGAGGAGAGGAGGGAGAUCAAGCAGAGGCUAAACAGAAAGCUAAACCAGCGGCCUACGGUAGACGAACUGCGAGACAGAAAGAUUCUGAUCCGCUUCAGUGACUAUGUGGAGGUGGCCAAAGCUCAGGACUAUGACAGGAGAGCAGACAAGCCCUGGACUCGGCUCUCGGCAGCAGACAAGGCUGCCAUCCGAAAGGAGCUGAACGAGUUCAAAAGCACCGAGAUGGAAGUGCACGCCUCAAGCAAACACCUAACGAGGUUCCACCGACCGUGAAGCGAGGACUUUCUUCUGUGAAGAAAUGCUGAGCUUGUUAAUUUCCUGGACAGUGUAAAGAGCCUGGAGCCUUUUUGUCUUCAGCGGUUCUUUAACAUUCUUCCAGCACCCUUGACUGUCAUAUCACGUGUGUGACAGCCCGGGUGUGGGAGAGAAGAUGACGGUAAUGUUUGCGGCAGUGUGUCCUGGAGACUACUGAAUGUCGCCACAUGGAAGCUGGCUGGUUGGAGGAAGACUGGUGGAGCCUCUGCCUCUCUGGAUGAGAGCGGAGGGAAAAUAACAAUCUUGUCAUUCAGUCAGUGUUGUUUUUUGUACUAUUUGAUGGACUCCUUUGACAAGGCGGUGUGAACCCGUGUAGUGGGAGGAAGUUGUGCAUGUGACCAGCUUCACCUUUUCUUAACUGAUGAAAUAAUGUGUCACUUGGACUGUGUAAAGACUGUGCAGUCUGGGGGAGGUGGGAUUGGGGAUGAAUUUGAUAUCAACUGUACAUACAGUAUGUCAAUCUGAAUGGGACGUCAAUGUCUUCACUGAAAAGAGAAAUACCUUUGUAAGCACUACUUGUCUUCAAAA